Messenger RNA from Durusdinium trenchii, 1659 nucleotides. The record is from the annotation of a GenBank genome assembly. NCBI's taxonomy places the organism in Eukaryota, Dinophyceae, Suessiales, Symbiodiniaceae.
GGAUGAUCCUUCCACAGAGUUGUGGAUCACUUUGCAGAAAGCCGACUGCCAGAAGCUGCUUGUUCGGCGCCAUGCGGAAGGUGCCGAACCUCGGGGCGAUGAAAGGGAAGAAGGAGGACACCCCAUCGGUGGAUGCGCUGGCGGUGAUGAGCCCCAAGGCGCGGGACCGUCGGGACUCCGAAGAAUCCAAGGAGGCCGGACGCCUGAAGGCGAUGCUCCGGCGCGGCGGCUCCAUGCAAUCGCUGCUCUCCCUGGGCUCGCGGCGCUCCAACCGCUCGGGCGGCUCCUCCGGGGGCAUGGGGCUUCCGAGCAAAGCUCACAUGAUCGCUGGCAGCUUUGCUUGCGUGAUCCUGUCCUGGGUCGGCACCGUCUCCAUCUUGCUGAUGAUCGUAGCUUUGCGCUACACUGGCCCAGUGGUCGACUUGGCCCGCGAGCGCUACGUGGUCUCCGCUACUGAACGCGUGGGCUCGGAAGCAGCUCAGGUCUUCGGCGCGGCCAGCGCGGCACGGCACGCCUUGGACUACGCAGUGCAACGACAGCUCUACUUCGAGCCGGAGGACUAUGACGGGCUGAGCCUGGCGCUCGAGCCAGUCUUCGCCGCCCGAAAGCCACUUCGGGCAGUGGACAUCACCUUCGACACGAGGAAAGUCUCCGUCUCAUUGCGGCGGAUCGUGGGGGCAGGUUUUGACCGACUGCUGGUGCAGUCUGAUGCGGACGACUGCUUCGAAAAGUUGGGCCGGUUCGGUUGUCUGGAUGGAGCUCGCUUCCAUGACAUGGACUGGUACCAGAUCGGCUCCAGCCUGCCGGGAGGGCAGGAGGUGGACAACACCACGGAUCCUCCCAUGAGCUCCCAGUGGAACGUGGGGCCGGGCUUCGUCCCCCACGUGGAGGGUGGUCUAGUGGAAUCGGCCCGAGCGGUGGCGUGGUCUCCGGCGCACUCCUUGAUCUUCCGGUCCGUGUUUCCCGGCAGCUACGGCAAUUUGUCGGUGAUUGCCCGUGCCGUGGUGGAGGUGACUGAUCUGGCCGAGGAUGACCGGCUUGAAGAUGAGGCUAACCUAGGUGAGGUGGGUGCGGUCUACGUUUGCGACAUCAAAGGCACCCUGCUGGCGACCUACUAUCCCGGCGAAAAGGCACGGAUCGAGAGCCCCACAGGAGUGACCCAUUUCCGAAUGAUCUGGGAGCUUGAAGGAUGGGCCUCCUCGGUGCAGCAAGGGCACUUCGAAGAAGCGAGAAGGGAGGGAAUCGCCAGCUUCAGGGCGGAGCCUGGAAACCUGCAUGUGGCCAUCCGAGCAGUACGAGGCUACAAUCACUUCUUCGUGGUGGCGGGCUCCGAACGCUCGGCCUAUGCGGAUGCCUUUAUGGAGCUGAUUUGCACCAUUGCCCAAUCCAUCGUGGUUUCACCGUACCCUGCUACUGCCAUUAUCCUUGGGAUCUGCUUCAUCCUGAUACAGCUCAAUGCCAGGCGCAAGAGGAGGCGUGUGCAGCCAGAAGAACGGUUGGCACAGGCGGAAAAGAGCUUGGCGAUGCUGCGAUCUAGAACUAUCAGGUCGCGCUGAGGCGCCACAUCCUCCGUGGUUGGGGUGGUCGCGGUGGCCGAGCUUCGACUUCGCGAGGAAGUCGAAGUCAGAGUCUGGGUGUUUGUCUCAAGGGAGUGGAUGC